UGUUCUGUGACAAAUCGAUUUAAAAUUAAAUCGAAAAAAUACUAAUAUUAGUCUUACAUAAAAAUGAAAAUAAAUAAAAGAUAUUAAAAUAAUGAUAUAAGACAAUAAUAUAUAAUUAUCUAAACUAGAUUUCGUAUUUUUCGAUUCUCAUUUCAUUUUUUUCUUUUUUUACAGUCAAGAAUUAUCGGUCAUUGUACCAUUUUGAUUAUUAAGUUAUUUUUUUUAAUUCUCGUUAAAUAUUGAUUCGAUUACUAGCAAAUAGUAACAUACGGCAAUGGAAACAUGAUUGAUCAAACAAAUUUCAGGAAUGGAAUAUAUUCGAGACAGAGAAUGAAAUGCGCAGUUAAAGAACGAUACGAUAACACGGUGUUGCUCAUGAAAUGAAUAAGUUAUUUUUUCAAAUAUCCGUUUCCUAUCAUUUGUUUUGGUAAUGGCUACGAAUUUUUUGUCGAUCGGGAUCGCUUUUUGUAAAGAAAAAUUUUUCAAAAUACGAUGAAUUCAUCAAAUCAUGUUCUUUCGGAAACAUCGAUGUCAACGAUUCCCCGACAAAAUGGAAUACAAACACCAUUGACUUCUUUACAUUUCAACUUGGAUCAAGAAGAAAUCUUAAAAAGAGAAUCGAGUAACAAAGAAUCGAUGAUUGAUCAAAAAUCCAAAAAUCAGGAACAUAUUGUUUUUAAUAACUCGGAAAUCUCUUAUGAGGAAUAUAUAGAAGAUAUAGAAGAGGUGGAAAAAGAACGAGCGAAAUCCUUCGAUGCACCACGUCGCGUUUUAUCAUUGGUGGAAAAAUGGCGGGAAUGGCAGGUUAUUUCGAUGUACUACGUAUCAAGAUCGGCAACGAUCGUGAUUGAUCACGCCGAUAUCUACGGCAUAGCGACGUAAUGUGAUUCAAGCCAGUCAAUCUGAUUUAUUUGUGUUCGGUAUUUUUCAAUCAGUCAGUUUGGCAAAUGUAUUGAUAUCCAAACACCGCGAUCGUUUUCGAAAUAAAAUUUUUUCGAAUUGCGAAAAAAAUAUUUUUGAUUGAUUUAGAAAGAGGCGAUGGCAGCGUUAGCUGAACAUGAACCUGAUAUACACAAGCCAUGGAAAAUUUUACCUACAGAAAAAAAGAUUGAACCUGGUAUUGAAGUUCCCAUUCGAAUUGAAGACAUUAGAGAUAAAAUAAUAAAGGAUUUGCAAGAUAAUAUCCGUAUGGAACAACAAUAUGAAAAAGAAAGGAAGGAAUUCGAAGCGGAAGAAGCGAAGAAUCGUCAAAAACAAUUGGAACAGACGCAUACAAUUCUUUCUCGGCACUGGAGAGCAUACAUGAAGAAUAUGAUAAAGUUAGAAGAAGAAGAAAAUUGGGUUCGAUAUAUGACUUGUGAUGGUCUUCCGAAUCCUGGAUUGCUAUCUGACAUGAAUACGUUUUUGUUUCUUUGGUCAUUGGAAGAUGAACUUGCAACUAUGGAUACCAUAGAAGAAAAAUGUCGAGUGAUCAUACAUUUAUUGAAUAAACUUGAUAAAAUUAUUCGCUUUUCCACGUUAAUUACGAAAGAAUAUGUGACUGAAUGUGAAACGAUCGCUGCCCAACUUCGAUUAAAGCUGCAACGAUGGAUAGAUCUUGCAUGUUAUCGUAUGUUACGUAACAUCGAGACAAACAUGACUAGAGAAAAUACAAAAACAACUAGAUAUGUUCGGACUACGAACAAAGCAAUAUGUUGUGUUUGGGCUCCGAUCACGUUACCAAUAGGAAUGAAACGACAAGUAACGGAAAGAGAUCGAUUAUCAGUAUUUCCCGGAGUUGGAAAAUGCAUUGAAAUAGAAUUCAAAGAAAUAAAAUUGAGAAUUAAAAUGCCAAGUGACAUGGAUUGUCAUUGUAUGGCGAUUAGAGGUUUAUGGCUUGCUUACGAUCAUUAUUCGAUUGGAUCGAAUUCUUAUUGGAUGUCCAAACUUCCAGAGUUAUUCGAUUUGUGGAAUCCUACUCUCGGUCUUUUUGAAUAUUCAGUAAAAGAAUAUGAUGAAAAAAUUCGAAUAGGCGAAGAGCAAGCAGAAGGAAGACGUUUGCGAUUAGAAGAGAAAAAAGCGAUACUCGAAAAGUUAGAGUAUCCUUCGGUACCGCGAAUCGAUAGAAGAAAACGUGUUAGAAAGCAAAAAAAAUCUUCGCCGAAAGAUCAUCAAACAGAAUUCGAAUCCAUGUUGACUUCAAUAUUACCUUCGAAAUCAGAAUUAUUACCUUAUUUACCCACCCCAAAUGAGAUCAUUCUUGAAAGGGAAGAAAAAGCUAUGUCAGAAAGUAAAAAAUUAUUAUUCACUCGAUGCGAAAAAACGGAAGUGAACUUGCGAAAAUAUAAAAUUCUCGGUGGAGUAUUUUGCGUGGAUAUUCUCUAUCAACCACCGCAACCGAAGGAUCUUGGAAAAGAUACUUACUUGACAACUCUCGAGUUACCGAAAGAACCAAAAUUUGUGCCAUUUUAUAAACCAUAUGAAACACCUCAGUCAGAUCCAGAUUCCGAGAGAACGCCGGAAAUUAUCGAGGCUGAAAUGAAAGCUUUAGAAGAGGCAAUGGAUGCAUUAGUCUUGCUUACUCUCAAAUUGCCCGACUCGGUUUUCUGGUUUGAACCACCAGUAGUCGCUCAUUGGUUACCAGAAAAAAGGAUAUGGUCAACAAAAGACAUUCACGAUAUUAAAUACAAUGAAGAGAAACAAACAAUUGCUUUCAGAACUGGAAGAUUGGGUAUUCAUGGAUUAGCUGGAUAUAAAUACGCAAAUCUUCCAUUUCAAAGUUGGGAAUUGAAACCAGAAACGAAAAAAAGUGGCUGUGUUCACAUUGGAGUAAUUCUCACUGUUACAGCUGCUAUGGUUCAAGCUGAAUUUCUUAUCAGGGAAGAUCAAGUUUGUUUAAAAUCAUUCACUGGUAUCACGUCUACACCACUUGAAGAAAUUCUCGGUGAAUAUUUCAAAUUAGAAUAUUUAAUUGAGCGGUUACAACAGGUUGGAUGUGAUCUCUUUCCGGAACGAGAUGCUGCCAGUUAUUUGAAAGGACUCCCAAUAAAACACCCGAUUGCAGAGAAACAUUUAAGAGAAUGUAUGGCUCUUUUGUCUACUUCUUAUAUUUUUUCAUGGUCACGAUGGAAUGCGACUCGAGACUUUCGAGAAAUAGUUUUACAAUUCAAAGAAGCACACGGUUGUAUUGCUAAAGAGCGUACAAAUCAAAUGCUCUUGGUGACACCUUCGCGAACUAUGCGUAUACGUUGUACUGAAGUCAGUUCUGAAUUUUCCGAUUUACCAUUCGAGGAUCAAGAUACUAAGUACUAUGCUGACCUUUAUCAGCUGGCAUUACAUACUGCCGGAAUCAAGACUCGAUUGUUAACGAAACAAAUUACAUAUAAAUUAGCAUCAACGGUUACUCAGCUUCUUGAACGUACCAAUGUAAUCAGCAUGUCUUCUUAAUCUGAUCAAAUCAUUUGUCAAAAAAUAAAUACUAUGUUAUAAUAUAUAAUAAACAUAUAUAAUAAAUGUUUCAAAAAAAAUAAAAAGGAAAUAAAAUUCAGUAAAAAAUUCGUUUCUCAAACGAAAUUCUCUUUAUUCGAAUAUACAACAUGUGUCGAGCAUCAAGCAAUAUUCAGGAAAUAAAUAUCUCCGUUCGAUCAAUUUAUCAACGAUAUUAGUUUAUAAAACAAUAUUUCGAAGAAAACACAUAUCGAAUUUAUGGUUAAAAAGUUAAUGAAUGUAUUUCAUUCUUGGGUUGGCAGGAGAAGGAUAAAAUAACAGUAUAAAAUAGAUAUGUAUGAUUGAGUCGGUUAUUAGACUCAGAAUAAAAGAAUGAGAUAUGAAGCAAAUAACAUAUUCAUUAAGAAUUUAUGAGAUUUGAUCGAUAAAAUAUAAUACAUAAAUAAGCAAUACAAUAACAAAAAAACGAGAGCAUUAAAUCUGUAUGAUCAAAAUAUUAUUCCACGAACAUAGCUACAAGAAUUUGACUAAUGCAAAUAUCUUGUUAAGCAGAUAUUUGACUAAGCAAAUCUAGCUACGCGGAUCUGUUCAUGCAAUUUUCGACAAUGAAUGAUAUAUAUCAUCGCGAAAUUGCAAUUAUAUUUCGAACGGAGUUCGUUUCUUUUUUCGUUUGUUAUUUUAUUAUAUAUCCCUCCCCCUCUCCUUUCCUCCCCCCUCCUCUCGUUUUCUAUCAUUUGUAAAUACAUAGUAUUUAUUAAAAAAAAUUUUCUUUUAACAUCUUGUUCUAUUUAUCUUCCUCCUUUUUUCAUUCUUCUUUUUCUUAAUCUUCUUCUUAAUAGAACAAUUCUGUAUGUAUACAACAAACAAGAGAAGUUAAAAAAUAUAUCAUGUAUUUACAAGGAUAGAACAUAAUCGAUCGUGAAAUUUCUCUUCAUCAUUUAUUCGCUUUUGUUUUACCUUCUUUUCUCUUCUUUUUUUUUUAUAUUCUUAUAUUUGCGCUUACUUCUUUGACUUGAUCAAUAGAAUUCUGUUUAUUUUAUCUAUCAUUUCUACGCGUAUAUUUUCAUUGUAUAUUCUAACGCACAAUAUAUCAAAUAAUAAUACAUUGUCACAAAAUUUCCUCUUCUGUUUCGAAGAGAUGAAAUAUGAUCAAGGAUCAUAUAUCAUUUUAUAUUUACUAUGUUUUCUAUCUAACAUUUAUGUUUCUACAUAUUCUCUUCCCUAACAUUUUUCAAAUUGUUUUAUUUGAAUGAAAUCAAGCUUUUCACCUUUUCCUUAUUUUUCAACUUUUCUUUUUUUUUCCGUUUAGAACUUUAAACAAAAGCUAAUUCACAUAUUAAUCAAAUAACUUAUACAUAUAAUUAGAAUUUGUCAAUUUGAAAAUUGAAAGACAAAUUGAAAAUUUCAUAUAUAUAAUAUAAAUACUAUAAUAUAAUAUAAUAUAAUAUAAAUACUAAUAUAAAUACUAAAUCUGAAAGAAAAAUCAAUAAGUUUUUUUUCAUAUAAUCAUUCGAAUAUAUAUUGAAAAAAAUUAUUAUGAAGUAACACAAAAGAAAAAACAGAAAAUUCCAUCUUUUUUUAAUAAUUCGGUCGAACGAAAGAUCGAAAAUCUAAAAAAAGGUAGUAAUCGCGUUUUACGCGGUUCUAAUAUCAUAUCAAUUUGAUUCCAUGUUUUGAUUCACUCUUAAUCGAAUAAUGCCAUAUUCUCAAUUUACUAUUAGAUAAUGACACGCACAAACAUAACAAUAAUACAAGAUGAAUAUCUAAUUUCAAUUUCACGUUUGAUUUGUUAUAUUUUUUAAAUAUUGAAAAAUGAAUUGUUUUUAUGAAAUCGGUUUAAAAUCUUAUUAACGUUUGUUUUAUUGUAGUCGCAAACUAGAACUUGACUGUCAAGUUGUUUACGAUUGAGGUAAUCCAUGGUAUAAGGCCCAAUUCGCAUCCAAUUCGAAUUAAUUUGUACACUAUGUAAUAUACAAUAUAUAAUACAUAUGUUGAUUGAAUUUAAAAUAUAGGUUUUGAAAUUAACAUGUAUUCUAUUUAUAUAAAAAAACAAGAAGAGGAACAAGAAAAAAAAAAGAGGAAGAGGAAGAAACAGAGGAAGAAAAGGGAGAGGGAGAAAAAAAAAAAUAAAAAAUUUCGCAAUAGAUUAUUUGAACAAUAAAUCUUUGGCGCCAGACAAAUUAAUUCCAUAGAGAAAUUAUAUUUUAUCAUUAUAUAUCUAUUUUCAUUGUUAAUUUAAAAAAUAAAGAUAUGCAAUUGUAAUAAUAUUAUAUGCACAUUAUAGUUCAAUUGGCCACCGAUCAUUAUUGUUGAACGAAUCGUGCGAAAACUUUUUCAUGUUUUACCGCAAUUUAAAUAAUUCUUAAAUUUUCAAUUAUUAAACGAAGCAAUUAUAAAAAAUUAAAAAAAAAAAUUAAAAAAUCUAAAAAGAAAAAGAGAAAGAAACAUCCAGGAGCCGGAAAACAUGUUCAAUCCGCCAUUCGCGUUUACUUUUGGCACUUUUUCUCCAAUUAUAGACUAAUUUUCUAAAUGAUCGCGUAUAAUCAUGUAUAAUCAUUUAAGAACGCAUUUACAUUACGAUAGUUGACUAAACACGAUCGAGCGACGAUUGAACAACAUAUGUAUAUACUUAUAUAUAUAUAUAAACGCACAAUUCAUUUAAGAACUAAACGCUAUGAAUUUUGCACAUGGCAUUUAUCAGAUGCAUACACGCUCGCUCGGUCUUCGAUUUUAAUUAAAUAAGAUCGUUUCAACAUUUUUUUUUAUUUUUUCCUUUGAGGGAGGGGGGAAUUUAUUUUUUUCUAACAGAUUUAUGCCAAAUCGUAAUAUUUUUUUGUUUUUGCAUUUCAAUUAUUAUGCAACAGUAUAAUAUACAAUCUACGAUAUACAAACGUUAGUCUAAUUGAUUUUUUGUGCUACCUGAUAAUUAGGUGUACACACAUAUGCGUAUUUGUGCAAAUUUUUUUUAAUUUUAUAUGCAACAGUGCUCGUAUAUACACACACACACAUGUAUAUAUAUGUACAUAUAUGUAUGUAUGUAUGCGUAUGUACAUGGACAUAAGUAUAUACGUGCGUGCGUGCGUGCGUGUGUGCUCUCGUGCGUCGCGUUUAAUGCUAUCAACAUGGAAAUACAAUAUACGUUUAUGUGAUGGAUUUAGACGAAUUUAACAUAACACGAGAAAAAUCGAUUGAUUCUCGUGUAAAAAUUCGUCGCUCGAUCUCGCUAGCGUGAUAGCUUGACUAAAAAGCGGCACGCUUUUUAUACACUCAAUUAUUAUACACUAGUAAUUUGUUAAUUUGUAAAACCACAUAAUGUAAAAAUAUUCGAUCAGUCAUCGAUUAUGCUACUCAGAAUAUAUCUUUGCUGCAAUAUCGAUUUUUACACUUUCAGUCUACAAAUGCAUCUAUGUAACCUAAAAGCGCUACGCUAAACGUAACUACGUAACGCUUUUCAAUUUGCGAAUAAUUAGAAUUAUCGUUGUUUUUUUCACGACGCACUGCACAUUCGACACAUAUACAAGAAUAUUCGCAUUUCGACACACAAAUAUCACACGUAUAUGCAAACGUACAUGUACACGUACACGAGCGCAACAUACGUAUAAUGUAUGCAAAAUCGCCAUCUGAAUUUGAUCUCAAGGAUCUUUCUACGUGUUAUCGUCAACAACAGCAAACUAUCGAAUUUAACGCUUAAGAUUAUUCAAGGUGUAACACCGAUCACAAUUUUCAUCGCUUUCAAAAGAUUUCCGACUAGGUCGAUACAAAAAUUCCGUCAAAAAUAUCGCUGUUUUAUGGAUUCUACUUAUGAGAAUUCAACAUUAUAUUCCGGUGUCUUGCUCCAAUUGUAUUUCUAUGCGAUAAUCAAUGAUAUGUCAUAAAAUAAAGAAACAAAAAGAAGAAAAAAUAAUAAAACAAAAAUAAAUGUUUAAAAGAAAAAAAAAGAAAUGAUUGAUUUGAUCCCGAAUAGAAGGAUAUAUAGUAAACAAAUACAAAAAAAUACAA
Apis cerana (Asiatic honeybee) is the source of this 7425-nucleotide messenger RNA. RefSeq names its product dynein axonemal intermediate chain 7 homolog. NCBI's taxonomy places the organism in Eukaryota, Metazoa, Arthropoda, Insecta, Hymenoptera, Apidae. The record is from RefSeq and is a predicted model, not a curated record. Gene Ontology annotation, molecular function: beta-tubulin binding; microtubule binding. Gene Ontology annotation, cellular component: axoneme.